Molecule: messenger RNA, 1066 nt
Organism: Theileria parva strain Muguga
Lineage: Eukaryota; Apicomplexa; Aconoidasida; Piroplasmida; Theileriidae
Exons: 3
Coding region: 85-1050 (321 amino acids)
Source: RefSeq, a predicted model, not a curated record
UUUAGAUGAUGGACUCUGGAGUCAAUCCAACCAAUAACCAAAAUAAUAUAAUUUAUAUUUUCUACCCGUAACUUAGCACAAUUAAUGAUUAAAUGUAUUUUAUUGUAUAUAAUAUGUAACAUAACUGUGAAAUGUAUUCUAUUAAAUGGAAAUGUACCAAAUUGGAGAUUGUUUGGCAAAAAUAGCAGAGUUGACGCUUUGGCUCAGGAACUGUACAGAUAUAACCUCAAUAAAUCUGACCAACACACUACCAGUAAACCUGAAGUUGUAGAUUCUACCCUUGAAAAUAAAAAUUUAAUUAAAAAUUUUUGUAUAAAUCAGCAAAAUUUAAUUUUAAAAGAGUUACUGCUACCUUCUCUUAAAAAUUAUAAACCUUCUACCAACACAUCUAAUAACUCUACCAAUGUUAAAAACACACAGAAAUCUGAGGAUAAAUGGGAGUUCAAAGUCAGUGAUGACAGUAAUAGGAUAAGAUGUUCCGUUUUGUCUGAUGUUCCUUCUGGCACGGUGAUGCUUCGACCUCUUAACAGUAAGGCCGAAUACACUUCACUUCCAGUUCUGAUAACUCUUUUCCGUACUAGGACAAACAUCAUUAAGCUUAUGUACCCGAAACACAAUAUAAACAACAUCGAUCAGUUAUACCAUUAUGCCUCAUUACAGACAAUGUUGAUACGAGAAAUGUGUGUAAAUGACAGAUUUCGUCGUUUGUUUGUUGGAUUAACCCUGUUAUAUGGUAUUAAGAUGAGUCAGGAAAUUAUAUUGGACCUGUUUUUCUACUUAAUCAGGUCUAAACUAUUUUGGAAUCGCACGGUUUACUCAUACUGGUCCCAAUCGCUGUCUGUGCCCAUACCUCUCCUUAUCUUAACUGUUAACAAUGUCCUCAAUAUGUUCCUAAACACAGUUGGUUUUGUAGAUUCCAAGUUAAAGGAACAGCUCAUUACACUCGAGGGCCUAAUGCUUAAUAGUGACUUAAGGAAAAGGUUCAAAAAUGUUUAUGUUAAAGACUAUGAUGGGUCAAUUAAAUUACAUCAAAACCAUCUUGAUACUUAAUGUAUUGUGUUUACUA